GGAGAGCGGUUGGGAGCAAGAGUAUCCUAAACCCAGGAGGAUUGGAAGGGACAUCCUGGGACGAGGGGGUGGUAUGGGGGACAGGAAGGCCGCCCAGUGUGCCUCACUCGGUUUGGUUUUGUGUUUUGGCGGGUUGGGCCUAUAGAAAGUGGAAGAGUUUAGUGCGUGUGUCUUAGUGUUUGUGUGCUGUACUUCCUGAAGGUUUUACAUACCUAAGAAACUAACGUCUUUUCAUCUGUACAUCUCGGGGGAUUUUAUGGAGGUUUUUUUGUUGUUGUUAGAAUGGGAAGGGAAAAUUGGUGUUUUUAUUUUUGUAUGGGUUGUAGGUCUGCGUAUGGUGCUUAGGUUGUACAUUUCUAGGGAGAGGGCAGUCCAGGGAAAAUUCCUCCCUCUUUCCCCGCCCCCUCCACUAUCUAGUUCCAGCCAGCUUGUCUGAGGCCCGACUGGGCUGUAGGGCAAGCGGCAGGUGGGGGGGGGGGGUGCGUUUAGGCCCUCCCCCUCCACCCCCAGCCGGCAACUAGCCUGAGGCCACAUUCGCUGCUGCUGUGCUGCUAAAUUACCAGCGACGCCAUGGAUAGGCUGGGCGCACGGUGCCCUCUGCCAAGCUACCCGAGGCUGUCUGUCCUUACAUGCCUCCUGCUCCUGACUGUUUCUUUGCUGACAUACCCCAUGCUCAGGACCCUUAGCCUGCAGCUCCAUUCGGCUGUCACCGGCAGCUAUGUCUCCGGCACUUACUCCAUCGUCUUUGUCAACUGUCCCAACGAGCACAUUGCCAGAGAUAUUGCCAGGACUAUCCUGGACAAGAAGCUGGCUGCCUCUGUGAACAUCCUGCCCAAGGCAUCCUCACUGUACUUUUGGAAUGGAGAAAUAGAAGAAGCCACUGAGAUCACGUUGUUAAUAAAGACGAAAACUUCCAAGGUCCAUAUGCUGUCCAGCUACGUAAGGUCAGUGCAUCCUUUUGAAAUCCCAGAGGUCUUCAGUCUUCCCAUGGACCAAGUUGAUGUGCACUAUUUAAAGUGGCUGAAGGAGAGCAUGGAGGAGCACUGAGUCGGGGAGGCUUUCUGUGCAUCCUGCUGGCUGCCUCUAGCCUCCAUCAGCUGCAUUCUGAGGCAAGGGAGGCGUCUUUCUGCCUCCUGGCCUCUUGUCAGCACAGGAGGAUCUAAGGAACUUGUGGAGGCUGAAGGUCCGAGGCUCCUGAGGCGAGAAGAGGUGGCGGGGCCAGUCGGGCCAAGCAAGAACCCAGUGGAACUUGUCUCUGGGUGCCUCAGGCUUAAAGGUGGCCAAGGGGUGGGAGGGCAAGGAUGGAUGUGUGUAGGGGACAAGGGGAGAUGGCAGUGAGGGGGAGGUUUGUCAUCCUCGCCUACAGUCACCUGGCCUCUGAGUGUCUAGGAUGUAAUUACCCUCUUGGUUCUCAUGAGGAGGAAUGGACCUGAUGACCUGUUUACCUGGAAGUGUGUGUGAUAAAUGCCACUUGCUAGGGGACCUGUAAGUGCUUUAUUCAAAAGGAUGAAUCGCUAAUGGUGCAAUUUCAGGGACAAGCAGGAUUAUUUCUCCCAACUAAAGAUGGUGUUUGUUAACUCCUGAGUCCUGAGGAGGUGGGCCUGGGGAUGGGCUUUAGGAGUGUGUGCAGGACUGGUGGAAUAUCAGGGCUGAGACGCACCCUCAUGGGGUGGGAAUCGGUCUUGAUGCUUUCGCAGCCUGAAUGUGACAGACAUCGAAAGGUUCUAGUGCCUUGCUUAGCGGAGACAGGUUCUGAGCCCACCAUACUAACCUUUUCCCUUGAGCAUUGAAAUUGAACAUCCUAACGUAGGACAGAACCCUGGGGAACUGCUAGACCAGUGUUUUUAGACUUGUUCCACAAAGCCCCAGGGAUUGGCAGAAGGUACCCUGGGGGUUGCCUGGGGGGGGGUAAAUAUAUAAGCCCCCCCAUACUUCAGCCAAUGCAACUGUGCUUUUAUUAUUUUUAUGUAUUGAACUCGUUUGUGAGAUUGGGGUGGGAGUUUUUUUGUAAGUUUUCUUUGUUAAAAGUUUGUAAACCAGUGGUCUAAGGCAGUCUCCAUUUUAUAGGUUACUAAAGGAAACCGAACUGCACUGCGGUCCGGAAAGGGGGUGGUGUGUCAGUUGUGUUAUGAAUGGUCCAGCCGAGUGCUUACCCUGUGUCUGGUGCUCUGCUGUACCUGUUCAUGGGCCGCAGGUGCAAGAGGACAGAAGGCAGAGUCCUGUGGGGUGAGAAGAGAGACUCGGCCUAGGCCCCCUCCAGGAAUCUGUCACAAGGGAACUCCACUCUGGGGAGCCCAUGGGCGGCCUGGUGAGGGGCCACAGACAUCUGCGGUCUCUGGGGUCUUUCUUCCCCGAGGGAGUGGUAGGUGGGCGAGGUAGUGCGAGGCUCUAGGCCUGACACCUGCUGUGCUUUUGGGACCUUAGUUCCUCCAAACAUAAAAUGGGGCAGGGUCUCCAAGGGUGGUCCUAUGAAGACCUUGUAGGGAUUUCAGGCUGAGGCCUUUCCAAAGGUCCAGAGAAUUCUUUUUUGAUAGCCAGUGGGGAUUUUGGAAGGCUGCCUCAGGAGAGGAACAAAGAUGAUAAUAAUGAUGUCCCUUUUUACAAAAGGUGUUUCUGAAACGUAAGAAAACAUUGUGUCAAGUAAACGCCACUGAAAUUGUCCUGGGGACCCCAGGUGGACUGCCUGUAUUGUUUUCAGAAUUAAGUCCAAUUUCUUGGUCUGGCUUUCAAAGCCCUUCAGAACCUUGCCUCAGCUCCCAUUCUGCAUCGUCUCCUCUCCUCCUCUGGCUAGUGAAUGGCUUCAGUAGGCCGUGCGGUAUGAGUCCUGUGUGCAGGCCAUCCCCUACCUGGAGUGCCUUUGUACGUGAGUGCUUGUGACCUGGCUGCUCCUUUGCAGGCCCGACUCCCCAGGUGGAGGCAUCUCCCUUGGGCAUCAGUUGGCCUUGCAUUUCUAGACUGUGAGCUGCUCGAGGCCAGGGGCAUGGGGGAAUUUAUUUGAUCUCUUGCACAGGGUUUGGCAAAUAUUUCCCCAACUGAUGUUUCCAGGAUUUGAAUAAAGCUUUCUCUACAGUCCACAGUUACUUUCUAAAUUAUGGAAUUGGCAAAAUACAUCUUUUUUCCCUUGACCUUUCUUAAAGUGGGAGUAAUUCCAAAGGAGAUGUUUCUAUCUAUGGCCUUGAUUGGGUCAUUUUCUGUGCUGACUGUGCGUUUCAAACUGUGUUUUGGUGGGCUUUUGCCUCAGUGUCAUAGUUGACUAUUACAGGAAAUGGAAGGGGAUAGGGACAGAACACCAGCUCUUUCUGCCAGGUACUGUCCCUAGGUUCUUAACAUUAUUUUAUCCUUAUAACUCAAUGUUCUCCUCAUUUUGCUGAUGAAACCUGAGGUGCAAAAGCGUAAGACACUUGAAAGUGGUAGCUGGG
Messenger RNA from Rhinolophus ferrumequinum (greater horseshoe bat), 3419 nucleotides. Its product is annotated as protein CutA homolog. The transcript is spliced from 6 exons. Gene Ontology annotation, molecular function: copper ion binding; DNA binding. The coding region runs from base 571 to 1047 and encodes 158 amino acids. Gene Ontology annotation, biological process: response to metal ion. The record is from RefSeq and is a predicted model, not a curated record. NCBI's taxonomy places the organism in Eukaryota, Metazoa, Chordata, Mammalia, Chiroptera, Rhinolophidae.